CUUCCCAGGGAAAUCGAAACCAAAUGCCACCCAGACCGGGCAGUGAAGAUAUAAGAGCCUGCCUGACAGCUCGCAGGAGCCAGCUCUGAGACCCCCAGCUCUCCUGUCCCUCUCCGGCGGCGUCAUGGAGCUGAGCGACACCCCGGCCAGAUCUCUGGACAAGUUCAUAGAAGACAAUCUCCUGCCAGACACGCCUUUCCGCCGAAACGUCAGGGAAGCCAUCCACAUCAUCAGCAGUUUCCUGAAGGAGAGGUGCUUUCGAGACCCCGACGAAGGAGUGCGGGUGUCAAAAGUGGUGAAGGGCGGCUCCUCGGGCAAAGGCACGACCCUCAGAGGUCGAUCUGAUGCUGACCUUGUUGUCUUCCUCAGUCCCCUCACAAGUUUUCAGAAGCAGUUGGAGCACCGAGGAGAGUUCAUAAAGGAGAUCAGGAGACAGCUGGAAGCCUGUCAAAGAGAGAAAUACUUUAAGUUUAAAGUGAAGUUUGAGAUCCAGACUUUUGAGAGGCCCCGUGCCCUCAGCUUCACCCUCAUGUCCCCCGUCUGGCCCCAAGAGGGCGUGGAGUUUGAUGUCCUGCCCGCCUUCGAUGCCCUUGGUCAGUGGUCUGGAGACGGCAAACCGGACCCUGAUAUCUACGUGAGGCUCAUCCGAGAGUGCGAAUGGCUGGGGAAAGAGGGUGAGUUCUCCCCCUGCUUCACGGAGCUGCAGAGAGCCUUCCUGAGGCGGCGGCCCACCAAGGUGAAGAGCCUCAUCCGCCUGGUCAAGUGCUGGUACCAACAGUGUAAGGAGAAGCUUGGGAAGCCACUGCCCGCCCAGUACGCCCUAGAACUCCUGACGGUGUAUGCCUGGGAGCACGGAAGCGGGGAAACAGAGUUCAGCACCGCUCAGGGAUUCCGGACCGUUUUGGAAUUAGUCCUGGAAUAUGAACGGCUUUGCAUCUUCUGGGAAAAGUAUUAUGGCUUUGAAAACGCUUCCAUUAGUAAAUACCUGACGAAGCAGAUCAAGAGGCGCAGGCCCGUGAUUCUGGACCCGGCUGACCCCACAGGAAACGUGGCUGGUGAGAGCCAACUUGCCUGGCAGCGGCUGGCACAGGAGGCGUUUACCUGGCUGAGUUACCCAUGCUUCAGGAACUGGGAUGAGUCUGCAGUCCGGGCCUGGAACGUGCCGCCUGAGGCAGGCAGCAGCCUUGAGGCCUGGGCUGGCAGCGGAUCUCCAUUCUGCAGUUUCCAGCAGCACCACAAGGUCUCCCACUCCUUCAGCUCACACCAGGACACGUAACUCCCUGGGAGCACUCUCCCCAGGAAAAUGAAGGCUGGUCAUGCUCCAUCCUCUGAACACUGGUGCCUCUCAGAAGAAGGGAUUUGUGGCGGCU
Messenger RNA from Talpa occidentalis (Iberian mole), 1370 nucleotides. It is a transcript of the gene OAS1, whose product is annotated as 2'-5'-oligoadenylate synthetase 1. Gene Ontology annotation, molecular function: double-stranded RNA binding; 2'-5'-oligoadenylate synthetase activity. Lineage: Eukaryota; Metazoa; Chordata; Mammalia; Eulipotyphla; Talpidae. Gene Ontology annotation, biological process: regulation of ribonuclease activity; defense response to virus; negative regulation of viral genome replication. Gene Ontology annotation, cellular component: membrane; cytosol; nucleoplasm. The record is from RefSeq and is a predicted model, not a curated record.